This is a messenger RNA of Closterium sp. NIES-65, 906 nucleotides long. Lineage: Eukaryota; Viridiplantae; Streptophyta; Zygnematophyceae; Desmidiales; Closteriaceae. The record is from the annotation of a GenBank genome assembly.
AUGCGCGAGUGGAUACACCGGCGGGUGAGCCAUGGGAUAAGGGGUGAUUGUUAUGGGAUGGUGCCGGUAAGCAAUGGGGGGGGCCGCGAGGAGGGGAGAAGGGGGAUUAGAAAAGACCGAGGGAUAGAGGGUGCUGGCACAGGACAUGCGCGAGUGGCCGGCCUGCGGGUGGGCGAGAGGGGCAGAGAAGGGGGGGAGGGAAUACGGGGGAUAUGGAAGGAAGGGUUAAGAGGCGAUGGGGGGAAGAAGAUGGCAAGGGUUCAGGAACGUGAGGUCUAUGAAGCAGGAUGUAGGGGCUCUCUCCUCUGCUCUUUGUCACCCCAUUCUUCCCCUAACCCUCCCCCCCUCCCCCUGCACGCCUCUUUCCAACGCCUCUUCCCCACUCCUCUCGCCCACACCACUCCACCACACCUACUCCCCACUCCCUCUCUCCUACCCCUCUCCCCCACGCCUUUCCCCCACGCAUUUCCCUCACCCCUCUCUCCCACCUCUUUCCCCCAUGCAUUUUCCUCACCCCCCUCUCCCCCCCCCACCCCUUUCCCCCACGCAUUUUGCUCACCCCAUUCCCCCACCCACCCCCUUCCCCCACGCAAUUUUCUCACCCCUCUCCCCGUUCAAGAGGAUGCUGAUUUAAGAGUGAAGAGCACCGUGGCAGGGUGCACUAGCCCCUCCGAUUCUCCAUCCCGAUUGCCAUCCGCACCUCUCCAGGUGAACACAGUGCAGCAAGCAGCGUCCAUCACACUGCUCCAAUCCGCCUAUCCUGCAUCACCUCAUUGCUCUCUCUUGCUCCCUCUCACCACCCUUCUCCCCUAUCACCCACCAGUGUGCAUAGUCCUGUCAGUAGCAUCCACCCCCUGCCAUCUCUACACCCACACAUUGAUCAGCAAGCCCUCAUCUCUACACUGA